This is a messenger RNA of Sphaerodactylus townsendi, 1066 nucleotides long. It is a transcript of the gene KISS1, whose product is annotated as KiSS-1 metastasis suppressor. Gene Ontology annotation, cellular component: neuron projection. The record is from RefSeq and is a predicted model, not a curated record. NCBI's taxonomy places the organism in Eukaryota, Metazoa, Chordata, Lepidosauria, Squamata, Sphaerodactylidae. The coding region runs from base 312 to 713 and encodes 133 amino acids. Gene Ontology annotation, molecular function: kisspeptin receptor binding. Gene Ontology annotation, biological process: G protein-coupled receptor signaling pathway; positive regulation of cytosolic calcium ion concentration. The transcript has 3 exons.
AGCAAGAUUCUAUUGCCCUAAUACAAAGGCUAAAUUUGCCCUGUUUGCCAUUCAGGGGAAACAAAUCUGCUGCUUCUUUGUAAAGUGGGAUCAUGCCUGGAGUGGGGAUUACCAAGAAGAAAGGCAGAGGAGGGUCCAGCGCUGCUGAUGUCACCAGCAGAUCAUACAAUAAACAGAAGGGGUAAUGCUGCACUUGAAAGAGACCUGACCUCGGGAGUGGAGCAGUUCCUUUGCUGUUCCAGAGAUCAAAUAAAAACAGCAGAAGACCCUUGGAACAAUUCCUGAAGAAUCAGAAUCUGAUCCAGUUCAAAAUGAACCUGUUCAGUUCCAUGGUGCUGUUCCUGCUUCUCUUCAGAGCUCAUUUUGGAGAACCUGCAGACAACUUUGCUGUUCUUAAAGAUGCCUGGCAUAAAGAUGAACUUGCCAAAAACGUUAUCAGUCCACUUCGCUGGGCUGAUGCCAACCCAUGUCCUGAAAGGCGGUCCAGCCCUGGGACAGCAGGUCUGAAAUCCACACCAUCCCUUCUGUGCAAGCGUCAGGAGCACCAAAUACAAUCAUGGCAAGGAAUGAAUCCAGUGAGGAGCAGAGUGGUCUCCAUUCCUCAAGAAGCACUGCUGGUAGAAAAGGAGAAGGAUCUCUCCACCUAUAACUGGAAUUCAUUUGGCUUAAGAUAUGGCAAGAGGCAAGCAAUGAGAGCCAAGGUGCAAAUAUGAAGACAUGGAGGAACUCUACCAAAAAAUGGCAGGUAGAACAAAGAGCAGAAUAAAAUACACACUUGCUCAGUAUUAUGAUGGAUUCAUUCAUCAGAGUUCCAGAGGCUGCAGUAGAAGACAAUGCCACAAGCCAAGGCCCUUGAUUAUUAGAAACUCAUAUCUUAUGCCAGAAUUUCAGUAGAGAAAUGGAACACAUUUUUGUUUUAAAAUAUACAUUUGUAGAGUGCUGGUCAUUGUCUAUUUUCAGUCAGCUAUCCUAAUUGUAUUAAAAUUAGAAUUACGUUUUCCUAAUUUUGUUAUUGUAUCCUCCCCCAGGAACCUGCCCAAAUGACAGAAUAAAAUUUAAUUCUGAA